AGAUGAGUCGGCCCAUGGAAGAGGAUGCCACACAGGUAAAAAAUGAGGAAGAGGAAUUUAACACAGGACCACUCUCUGUUUUGAUGAUGAGUGUUAAAAAUAAUACUCAGGUACUCAUUAAUUGCCGGAACAACAAGAAACUUCUUGGUCGUGUGAGAGCCUUUGACCGCCACUGCAACAUGGUUCUUGAAAAUGUCAGGGAGAUGUGGACUGAGGUACCAAAGACUGGGAAGGGAAAGAAGAAAGCACAGCCAGUGAACAAGGAUAGGUUCAUCAGCAAGAUGUUUCUUCGUGGAGACUCUGUUAUCAUUGUUCUGAGGAAUCCUAAAUGAGAGAUAAUGGUGCCUUGUCUAAACUUGUUUCGUAU
Molecule: messenger RNA, 367 nt
Organism: Telopea speciosissima
Lineage: Eukaryota; Viridiplantae; Streptophyta; Magnoliopsida; Proteales; Proteaceae
Product: small nuclear ribonucleoprotein Sm D2-like
Exons: 6
Coding region: 3-332 (109 amino acids)
Biological process (GO): spliceosomal snRNP assembly; RNA splicing
Cellular component (GO): U5 snRNP; catalytic step 2 spliceosome; U2 snRNP
Molecular function (GO): RNA binding
Source: RefSeq, a predicted model, not a curated record